UAAAAGAAUUGUAAAGGUCUCAGCCGAUUAGUUUUUAGGUUGCAUCGGCGACGAGGGUACUGCAUCUACGAUCUCCGGCGGCGGUCGACGGCACCUUACCACUUCGGCCGCCCCUAACGACCACACCAAGCGCGACAAGUAUCCAUCGGUGAAGACAUGGCCGCCUGCUUGCCUUUACUCUAUCAAUCCGCAAUCAGAUUUAGGGUUCUCGCCUACAGAUUUCGUCUAACCCUCUGAAACCGAACCCUAGUUAACAAGUUCAAAGAAUCAUAUAUCGAGAUGUGGGCCCUAGAGCAUACAAUGCUGCUGGCUACGUCUACCAGUCACCUGCCCUGUAACUUCAUUGACAGAAGAAUUGGCAGUGUCGAUCAGAGGAAGAUAACAUUAUCAUGCCCAAAUCUGUAUUACCCUAAACUUUAUUUUCCGCAAAGAACUCAGUUUCAUAAAGCCCUCAAGCUAUCCCAAUUACAGAGAUGUUAUGUGACUCCUACUACCAAUGAUGUGCCCCAUUGUGCAUCCGCGUCUAUAGAUGAUGAAGAAGUUUCUGCAAACGGUCGAUUGAAUAAUGAAUCAGAAACCUUGUUCAGUAACUGGUCUCCUCCUAGGUACUUAUGGAGGGGGCUAUCCGUCCUAAUCAUGGCCGGGCAAGUGAUCAUACGGGUUGUAAAGGGAAAGAUCCACUGGAGAAACACCUGUCAGCAACUAGAGAGGGUCGGCCCUAAAUCCGUCGGGGUUUGUCUGCUGACCUCAGCUUUUGUGGGCAUGGCCUUCACCAUUCAAUUCGUCAGGGAAUUCACAAGGUUAGGUCUAAACAGGUCCGUCGGUGGGGUCUUGGCCUUAGCAUUCGCAAGAGAACUGAGUCCGGUCGUCACGUCAAUCGUGGUUGCCGGCCGUAUUGGCAGCGCGUUCGCUGCAGAGCUUGGGACGAUGCAGGUUUCCGAACAAACCGACACGCUUAGGGUUUUGGGUGCGGACCCCGUCGAUUACCUGGUGACCCCACGGGUGAUCGCCUCUUGUGUUGCUUUGCCCAUUUUGACCCUGUUGUGUUUCACGGUUGGGCUGGCGUCAAGUGCAGUCUUAUCCGACGGUGUGUAUGGGAUCAGUGUGAACAUAAUCUUGGAUUCGGCUCGGAGGGCGCUUAGGUCAUGGGACAUUGUGAGCGCGAUGAUCAAGUCGGGGGUUUUCGGCGGGAUCAUAUCCGUGGUGAGCUGCGCUUGGGGUGUGACGACCCUUGGGGGGGCUAAGGGGGUGGGAGAAUCGACCACUUCGGCUGUCGUCAUCUCUCUUGUGGGCAUCUUCAUAGCUGACUUUGCACUCUCUUGUUGUUUCUUCCAGGGUGCAGGUGACUCUUUGAAAAAUUGUGUUUGAUGCUUUUCUUUAUUAUCUGCUUACUUUUCUGAAGAAGAAGAAGAAGAAGAAGAAGAAAUUCUUUGAAUGUUUUUUAACUUUUAAAGAUUAAUAUCACUCUCUUUUGUUCAAAGAAUAAAGAAUUUGGCAGGGA
Molecule: messenger RNA, 1501 nt
Organism: Cuscuta campestris
Lineage: Eukaryota; Viridiplantae; Streptophyta; Magnoliopsida; Solanales; Convolvulaceae
Source: the annotation of a GenBank genome assembly